AUGGUCAAGACAAUUCCCUUCGGCGAUAUCAAGGUCGCUAAUCCGGGCUUCGGUGCUAUGGGAUUAAGCUUUGGCUUGGGAAGUAAUCUCAGCCUGGAGGAAGCUGAGCCAGUCCUUCUUAAGGCCAUUGAAUUGGGAUGUACAUUCUGGGAUACUGCUGUUGUUUACGCAGCGGGUGUUAACGAGAAACUGCUCGGAGACUUCAUUAGAAAGCACAACGUUCGUGAUAAAGUCUUCAUUGCAUCAAAAUGUGGCUUUGAUUGCAUGGGGAAAGCUGAAGGUGGACUCGGGGGAGUCACUAAUUCUGCUUCUCAUAUUAAGGAGUAUAUUGAGGGCACCAUUGAGAGACUCGGCUUCACACCAGACCUCUACUAUUUGCAUCGAAUUGAUCCUAAUACGCCUUUAGAAGAGUCUAUCCCAGCUCUCGAUGAGAUUCGUAAAGCGGGAAAAACCAAGUUCAUCGGCCUUUCUGAAUGUUCUGCUGCCACUUUGCGCAAAGCAAAUUCUAUUGCGAAAAUUGAUGCUCUCCAGGCAGAGUAUUCUGCUUUUGAGACUAUUCACGAGACAGAUGAAUUGACAGAAGCUGCAAAAGAGUUGGGAAUUGCCUACGUUGCCUACAGCCCACUAGGUCACGGAUGGCUUGUGGACGACUUUCCAUUCAAGACUCCCGAUGAUUUUCCUAAGGGCGAUUUCCGUCGAAGCAGCCCUAAAUUCCAGGGCGAAAAUUUCUACAAGAACAAGGCUAUAGUGGAGGGAAUCAAGAAACUCGCAACUCGAAGGGGGUGUACAAUCACUCAAAUUGCUCUCGCGUGGGUUGCUGCUCAGGGUAUGAUUGCUAUUCCAGGUACAACCAAACCAGAGCGACUUGAGGGCAACUUUGCUUCACGCAACAUUGAUUUGACGAAGGAGGAGUUGCAAGAAAUGCGGAAGAUUGUGGAUGCCGCUAAGCCACAAGGUAACAGAUAUUCUGCCGCCGCGCAGGCUAUGGUCGGACAUUAG
Botrytis byssoidea is the source of this 999-nucleotide messenger RNA. RefSeq lists its product as uncharacterized. The transcript is spliced from 6 exons. The record is from RefSeq and is a predicted model, not a curated record. NCBI's taxonomy places the organism in Eukaryota, Fungi, Ascomycota, Leotiomycetes, Helotiales, Sclerotiniaceae. The coding region runs from base 1 to 999 and encodes 332 amino acids. Gene Ontology annotation, cellular component: cytoplasm.